This is a messenger RNA of Aureobasidium pullulans EXF-150, 811 nucleotides long. RefSeq lists its product as uncharacterized. The coding region runs from base 134 to 733 and encodes 199 amino acids. The record is from RefSeq and is a predicted model, not a curated record. The transcript has a single exon. Lineage: Eukaryota; Fungi; Ascomycota; Dothideomycetes; Dothideales; Saccotheciaceae.
UAAUGACCUUUCGUCUCGAUGUCUGUGAACAGUCUCCGUAAAUCGAGUGCCCUUGGCGCGAAGGAUGUGCGUCGUCAUGCAGUCCGGAUUGCACGCAGAAAGGAGCAUUCUUUUUAGAUAAACAUGUCAUCAAAUGACUUAUGAUCGCAGGCAUGGUUUCCGCCGACAUCGAGCAGGCGUCAUGUCCGUAUGUGGUACCAAGCAGCAAGCCGGUACUGAGAAAAAAUGCCGAAUUUUCAAAGCCGCGAGCCUCAAAUCUUGUACUCGGAAGGUUUGCUACAUCGAAACGAUAAAUGCGAAUUCUGUGCGAAUCCCACGGAAUCUUUCAAGGAUUGCGUUUCAGCGACGGAAUCGUUCCUACAGUAUGGGUACGGGUCGCUCAGAGAUGUGUCCUCUUGCUGCGAGACACACGAUUGUGAUCAGUAACGGGGAUAGACAGCGGCGUAAGCAAGUGCACGCCAAAACAGUAAACGAUUGUCGUUGCUCGCUUGAAGCUGGAAACUUCGGUGUGCCCGGGAUCCGGGUGGCAUGUUCCUGCCACUUGCCGCUCGGCGCUCAUGAGGUGUCAGAGCCCCCACGUAGCCGGAGUACACUCCAAUGGUCUCCCUACAGUCAGAAAGAAUACUCAUCUAGGAAGAUUUGUUCAGGCAUAAGACCAGAAGUUCGCGGCAGGCAGCAUACCUGGAAUCCUAGAGCCUCCCUCCAUGCUAAGACCACACCAUAUGGACCAUGAUUAUGUUAUAGAAGGAGCUGGCUCCGCGUAAAUAUAAAAUCGCGUGGCUGAGGAAAGUCCUUGCUUUAGACGCGCCCC